CCACGUUACAGGCUCCUUCCACGAAGUUUCCUCCUUUCCUAAAAACCCCACCCUUUCAUUCCUCCUUUUACGUUUGGAUUUCCAUGAAUCAGUUUUCCUUUUCUGCAUUCCUCCCUCUCUCUUUCUCUACGCCGGCCUUUUGGCUUCUACCGUUUGGAUCUCUCUCUCUCCCCCCCAUCGGCUUCAGCAUACGUACGUAUACAUCUCUCAACGUUGGGAAAUACUGUAUAAAAAUAUGUUCUUAAAGCACUCUGUUAAGUGAUGUUGAUGUUCUGGGCAAGUUACAUUCAGUUGCUGAAAUAAUUGGUGCUACUGAUAAAGUGGAGAUAGUUCAUCAUUCUUGUUGAAGCAUGGCGAUGGGAACCUUAGAAGAGAUGGCAGACGACGAAUUCGAAGUAGAAAUCCUUGGUAGUUCAUCAUCUCCGAGUGCAAGAAAGAUGCUAACUUUUGAGACUUCUCAUUGCUCAUCUAUAGCAGAUGUUGCCCAUGCAUGGACUCCAAAGCGGAUGCGUAGUAGAUUACAAAAGAAUAUUUAUCUCGUCUUAAUUAACGGCAAGAUUAAUGUGUUGUUACCUUUUGGUCCUCUGGCAGUCUUGCUCCACUAUCUUACUGGAAAGCAUGGCCAUGGAUGGGUUUUCUUGUUCAGCUUGCUAGGCAUAGCACCUUUAGCUGAGCGUUUGGGUUAUGCAACAGAGCAGCUUGCAUACUACACUGGACCGACAGUUGGGGGUCUUUUAAAUGCUACAUUUGGAAAUGCGACCGAAAUGAUUAUUUCGCUCUAUGCUUUGAAGCAUGGGAUGAUACGUGUCGUUCAACAAUCAUUGCUGGGCUCUAUCUUAUCAAAUAUGUUGUUAGUACUUGGAUGUGCUUUUUUCAUUGGCGGAAUAGUUAAUCAUAAAAAAGAUCAGGUCUUCAACAAGGCAGCUGCUGUGGUGAACUCAGGAUUACUGUUGAUGGCUGUCAUGGGUAUAAUGUUUCCAGCUGUGCUUUACUUCACGCGCUCGGAGGUGCAUGUUGGGAGGUCAGAGUUGGCUCUUUCGAGGUUUAGCAGCUUUGUGAUGCUGGUAGCCUAUGCUGGCUACCUCUUUUUUCAACUGAAGAGUCAUCAGAGUCUUUAUGAUCCUAUUGUUGAGGAAGGAGAUCGCCGUGAAGAAAACUCUUAUGAUGAGGAUGUUCCUGAGAUAACUCUGUGGGAAUCAAUUGCUUGGCUUGCUGUUUUGACAGUAUGGGUUUCUGUUAUCUCUGGAUACCUUGUCGAUGCUAUACAGGGAGCAUCUGAUUUAUGGAACAUGCCAGUGGCUUUUAUUAGUGUCAUUCUGCUUCCCAUCGUAGGAAAUGCUGCAGAACAUGCAAGUGCGAUCAUGUUUGCGACAAAGAACAAGCUUGACAUCACACUGGGAGUUGCUAUUGGAUCAUCUACUCAAAUAUCGAUGUUCGUGAUUCCUUUCUGUGUGGUGGUUGGUUGGGUUAUGAGACAACCAAUGGACUUGAAUUUUCAGCUAUUCGAGACUGCUACACUCUUUAUAACAGUACUGGUUGUGGCAUUUAUGUUGCAGCAGAUGAUAAAGGAUCUGCAGCUUGAAAGAGGGUGGAAAAGGAUGGCAAUCUCAUUAUCCAUAUACACACAAACAACAAGGUCUAUGCUGGAGGAUGGCAUGAGCUUUUGCAGUUUUUCAUUGCCCAGAUUAUGUAUGAAAGCAGGGAUUGCUCCAUCAGCCUUUAGAGGCUUUGAAUUUUGAACUUUGGUGAAAGAGGGUUCCAUUUCCCAGCAGUGGGAAAAAAGAAGAGCCAAGGGAAUGGACGGUUUGUAAUCUUUAUUCUUCAUAUUCUUUCAUGGAUGGGCUGAUUUUUAGUCCUGUAAUUGGAAAAGAACCUUCUUAGAAUCUCCCUCUCAAGAUAACUUUUGUAUAAUGCACUUCCAAAUCCCAAUUUCAUUUUACAGUGGUUGUAUAGUUGGAGCUGCUGUAACUUGAA
Messenger RNA from Magnolia sinica, 1974 nucleotides. Its product is annotated as vacuolar cation/proton exchanger 2-like. Gene Ontology annotation, molecular function: calcium:proton antiporter activity. The transcript has 12 exons. The record is from RefSeq and is a predicted model, not a curated record. Gene Ontology annotation, cellular component: plant-type vacuole membrane. NCBI's taxonomy places the organism in Eukaryota, Viridiplantae, Streptophyta, Magnoliopsida, Magnoliales, Magnoliaceae. The coding region runs from base 351 to 1739 and encodes 462 amino acids. Gene Ontology annotation, biological process: calcium ion transmembrane transport; intracellular calcium ion homeostasis.